This is a messenger RNA of Anthostomella pinea, 1632 nucleotides long. Lineage: Eukaryota; Fungi; Ascomycota; Sordariomycetes; Xylariales; Xylariaceae. The record is from the annotation of a GenBank genome assembly.
AUGCCCGUUCCUUUUGGCGUCUCCGUCGGAGACUUCAUCGGCGGCAUCGAGUUCAUCUGUUCGAUCAAGGAUGCAGUGGAAGCUAGCGCCGGCUCGCGUGCCCAAUACCAUGGCGUACUUGCGACGAUACAAAGCUCACAGGAGACCCUUACUCACCUCAACGAACUCGACGUCACCCCCCGAGCAGAAGAGCCGCGUAAAUGCCAUCGUAGGCGCUAUAGACACUCCAUCGUGACACUAGCGAGCAAGAUACAAAAGUACGACAAAGGACUCAGCAAGAGCCGAGCGGAUGAUUGGUGGCGAGCGCUUCCGCGGAAAAUACAGUGGCAGCGUUCUUCGAGGGAGCAUGUACUCUGGUUUCAGAGCGAGCUUCAGCAACAUGCUACAUCUCUGCAAUUGGUCUUAGCGCAAACCCCACAGGCGACUGCUAUCGCCCAGUACACCAAAACCUCGGAAUCUCUACAAGCACUCAAAGACCAAGUAGACCAGCAAGUUUCGUCUGCUAUUAAGCGCCGAUUGGACCAGCAGGACGCAUCUGCCGCGGAUGCCUCUAUCGCCUUGCACCGACGCAUGAUCCGCAAUGAGGAUGCCCAGGCCACGUUCGCUUCCACAGUAGAGCGUCGCUUUGAUGAACAGGAAGUCAUUCAGUCGCGGACCGCAACGGAUGUGUCAACUAACGGCCAGAGACUUGCGCGGGUGUCUACGGCUGUGGGCUUCAUUUUGGUGUGCCUCUUCCAUGUUGGACGGGUCGUCGGACAACUGGCUAGGUCUAUACCCCAGCGAGUCAUGCUGACCGCUGGCGCCGUGAGCUUCGAAGACGCACAUGCCCAUGUAUUCCCAAUAUACACGGACUUCGUGCAGACGUGGGACGCAUUCCUAUACGUCCUGACUGACAAUUUCAAGGACAAACCCGGCCUUCUCCGGGUACAACGACGUCUCUUUGAACUCAAGGAUCGCUACAGUGAAACGGGAAUUGCGCUCUCACAGCCUUACAAGUCGAUCUUUCGACCUGAGCGCCAUAUCCAGAUGAGGAUACUCUUUGAGUACGCGGAAGUGCCGCUUGAAACGUGUCCAAAAUGUGGCACUGCCGAGAAAGGUGAUGCUAAAGUAGGUGUCGAAUGUUCAAAUUGUGGUCUCUGGUACACUAGGCGGCAGACCGUUACACUCCCAUUAUUACCACUUAAUGCAGAUAUGGUGCAAAGUUCAGGAGUGGGUGCUCAUGCCGGCAACGGUACCCACUCCAGGAUAAAACUACUGUCAUCCAUAGACUUUGUCGCAGACAAGCCUGCCGACUUUGCACGCAUAUCUAUCAAUGGGAAGCCUUCACGGCCCCUUGCCCCCUCCCCUUCCGUCGAGGAGGACGGUGAGAAAGAUUCGGAAUCUGACGAUGCCGACAAUCUGGAGAGCGAUGAGCUUGGAAGAAAUGAGGAGGACGAAGAGUACGACGAGAAUAGAGGGGACGGCUCGAAGCGCUUCGAUCAGUCUGGAGGUUCCAACAGGUCCCGCGUGCCGGCAUCGAAUCUCUCUCCCGCCCUUGCUUCUAUUCCAAUGUCGAUACCCCACAUCCGCCAUCUGGCCGAAGAGGAUGCGCCUCCCCCUCUACCACCGCCGAGAUAUGUCCCUCCCUAUUAA